UGGGCAUCCUAACCACACCUCGGCGUCCGUGGGAGUGCUCACAUCAGUCCUGGGACACUGAUUUCAUCAGCUAUGUGCAGAGAAGGGGAGCGGCUACAAAAGGACGUGUGUGCUGGUGUUGGUUCUUUCUGCGUUCCAAUCAAUCCCGGUGAUUCUAGAGGCGACUAUUACAACAUGCACCGUUUAACGCUACCACGCUACAGACGGCAGUUUGGUACCAGUCCUGCUCUCUUGCUCACCAGAGGCAGCAGCUGCAUUCCGUUCCUGAACUGGAGAAGGCGACAGUCCACAUGAAGAAUCCCGAGCACGUGCAGCGCGUAAUCUCGGCGCUCAGGAAAGAGGGAACAGACAAACUACAGGUCAUUUCGGACUUCGACAUGACUCUCAGCAGGUUUGAAUUUAACGGGCGACGAUGCCCCACGUCGCACAAUAUCCUAGAUAACAGCCGAGUCAUUAGCGAAGAAGGCAGGAAAAAGUUAAAAGAUCUACUGCACUAUUACUAUCCAAUUGAAAUUGACCCCAACCGGACCAUGGAAGAAAAACGUCCCCUCAUGGUGGAAUGGUGGACCAGAGCCCACGACGUCUUGUUGCAACAGAAGAUUUUGAAAAGUGACAUAGCCAAGAUCGUCAGGGAAUCCGAGGUGAUGCUCAGGGACGGAGUCAACACCUUCUUUGACCAACUCCACCAGCACAACAUCCCCCUGUUCAUCUUCUCGGCCGGCGUGGGCGACGUCCUGGAGGAGGUCCUCCGGCAGGCCGAGGUGUUCCACCCAAACAUCAACGUGGUGUCCAACUACAUGGACUUUGAUGACAAGGGCGUCCUGAGACAAUUUAAAGGGCCGCUGAUCCACACCUACAACAAGAACAACGCGGUCCUGGAGAAGACGGAACACUGUCAGCUGCUGAGCAGCAGGGCCAACGUCAUCCUGCUGGGGGACUCCAUGGGAGACCUGAGCAUGGCAGACGGGGUCGCCAACGUGGAGAACAUCCUCACAAUCGGAUUCCUGAACGACAAGGUGGACGAGCGACGAGGAAAGUACCGGGAUGCCUAUGACAUCGUGCUGGAGAAGGACGAGACUCUGGAUGUGGUCAACGGGAUCCUUUGUUACAUCCUUGGAGACCUGAACUGAGAGCCCAGGACCCUGACUCCGGCCUCUCAGGAUGGUGUCUUGGGACUGUGCUUCCCAUGGCAGAGUCAGGGCGAUUUGAAUCCAUCUUGAUGCCCUCGGGAGUUCCCCUCCCCACCCCCCGGCUCCCUCCUGGGCUUUUAUAAAUACCCUUUUGUUCGUCACUCCUGGGAUUGAGGGGUGAGCUGGAGAAACUCUCUGCUUGCCCCAACUACCUCCACCAUGUCUCUGCUCAAACCCCAGCCAGUGCUGCUCCCGGCUCAUGUCCCAUCCCACGAAAGCUCAAAGCCACUAAGGCAGGGUCGUCGUUUGGCUAGCCAGGCUGUCAGCCAAACGACGCAGAAUUAAAGAUGCCUUGCAGAGCUGGGGACCAACGUGUUUAAAUGGGUUCGUUCUGCCGCCCUAAUCGCCUCUGUCGGGGAGCAGGCACCUGUUUGUUGUAGGUCCAUCACAAAGCGUUCAGGCUGGACUCCGGCUGCAUGGUUCAGCUGCACAGCAGAAUUACAGCUUGCCCUGUGCUGCGGGGUGCAGAUGUCUGCAAUUUGCUGUGGAAACCCUACAAAUCCCCUGGUCAGUUCUCUGCUCCCUCUGCCUGCAACCUACUGGGACGUUUGUGGGCGUCACUGCUCCCUGGUGGCCGGAGAGGGGACCAGAGAUGAUUUUAGAGGGCGUAAGCCCCACCCCUGUCUGUGCACCGACCUGUUGUGGGUGGAGCCUGGAGCUGCUCAGAGAGCAUGGUGGGCGCAGGUGGGAAAUCCGGGUUGGGGGACGUUCUGGCUGCCUGGGCUUGUCGCUUGGAACAUUAACACUUUGGGUUUGUGAGAUGAUUGUGCAGAUGCAGUGAUGCUUAAAGGGGUGGGACUCUUGUGAGGAUUGCUGUCCGAGAGCUGCUUGUGUGAUGAACGCAAGGGCUGAGUUUGGUCAUCCCACGGUGGAGCAGGGUUUGCUUGGCUGCUGUGUUUUGCUGGCAGGAGGACGGGGUUGUGGUGUGCAGUGAAUCCCACUGGCAAGCGGCUCUCGCUGGAGCAACGAGGCUCCGCUGGCCAGUCACGUGGUGCUGUGGAGUGGAGUUGUUACAGCUGAAAAGUCAGGCAGCAGGUUUGUCGUGUGUGGACUGGCGUGUUGGGGGACAGUGGCAGCCAUGGGUCCUCGGGGUGGGUAGUUUAAAAGCGGCUGGGAGGGAGGGAGAGCAGGCUAGUUGUGUGUGGACAGGGGUGCUGGGGGACGCAGUGGUAGCUGUGCGUCCUCAGGGUGGGCAGUUUAAAGACGGCUGGGAGGGAGGGAGGGCAGGCUAGUUGUGUGUGGCUUUUUGAAGCGUGACUAUUGUAUAUCUAACCCUUUGUGCCGGUUCUGGGGUCUCCGGGCAGCACGUCUGUCAGCAACGUAAAAUCUCUCCCUCAAAUACAAAAAAAUGGAAAGGAAAAGCAGUGCAGCCCCUCUGGGCCCCGUCUGCUGGGAUCCCUUCCGGGCAUGACAGUCACACUGGCCUGAAAGAGGGGCUGACGCUGAGCAGGCGUUCUGGGUCCCCCAUGUGCCCAUGGAAGGACUGGCUUUACUUGCUUUACCGCGCAGAAAGCUUUCUUUAAAGAUCGGCAUUUCCAAAGGAGCAGGAACCCCAUGUCCCUCUGGCCUGGGUACGUGAGAACUGCCCACCGUGGCAAUCCGGGCUUUGCCUCGGUGGCAUUUAACUCAUCCUAGGGGGACCCAGACUCCUGUACUCGGCAGCUGGAUGGGGGACAGACAGCCGCUUAUCGACUGGGCUUGGCCUGCGUGCGGCGAACCAUCGGAGAGUGCAGAUGGCUCUUUCAGAACUCCCUGUCCCGCCCUGUCAAACUCCAUCUCCUUUCACGCUGCUCCUGUCGGGGAGAGCCAGAGGCUCGCGUUACGUUACAGGCAGCUCCCACCCUGCGCUCUCCUCUGUGGGUGGAAGGGACCUGGGUUCCUGCCGUGCAAAUCGUUACUAGUCCUGUUCCUAGCGAGGUGCCGUCCACGUGGCUGUCUCGCUGUGACCCAGCCUGGCAUUAGCAACCCAGGCCCCUGCAUUGUUUGUCAUUUGGCUUGGAGGAGCGGGGCUGGUCCAGGUUCACAGGCAGCCAUCUGGCUCGCUCGCUGGGUCACGGUCAGAUGUAAAUGUCCCUUGGGGGGGGGUGGGGGGGGGUUAUUCCGUUUGUU
Molecule: messenger RNA, 3299 nt
Organism: Trachemys scripta elegans
Lineage: Eukaryota; Metazoa; Chordata; Testudines; Emydidae
Gene: NT5C3B
Product: 5'-nucleotidase, cytosolic IIIB
Exons: 10
Coding region: 291-1130 (279 amino acids)
Cellular component (GO): cytoplasm
Molecular function (GO): magnesium ion binding; 5'-nucleotidase activity
Source: RefSeq, a predicted model, not a curated record